Poecilia reticulata (guppy) is the source of this 3689-nucleotide messenger RNA. Its product is annotated as kelch-like protein 9. Gene Ontology annotation, molecular function: cullin family protein binding; ubiquitin-protein transferase activity. Gene Ontology annotation, cellular component: Cul3-RING ubiquitin ligase complex. The record is from RefSeq and is a predicted model, not a curated record. Gene Ontology annotation, biological process: protein ubiquitination; regulation of cytokinesis. Lineage: Eukaryota; Metazoa; Chordata; Actinopteri; Cyprinodontiformes; Poeciliidae.
CCGGUUAAAAGUCAAUCGGUUGUGUCACGUUGUGAAAAAGCUUGAAAACUCCAAAGAGCUCGCACAAAAGAAACAGUGUCAGUAUCUCAAAUGUGACACAACUGGGUGGAGAGCAGCGAGAUGCGGAAAGAGACCGAGAAGGAGAAGUGGUACAGGAAGUGACUGAGGUCUCGGUUAAGUUAAGAAACGGUGAUGCUUGCUCAGAUGCACCGACUYUUCCACCAGCUGGAGCGGCGCAGCAGACAUUUUCUGCUCCAUCUUCUUCUCUGAGUUGCUCUGCGUUAGAUGGACAAUCUGGAGGGGGGCCUCGGAUCCAGUCUGCUGAGGAAGCUUUCCUCCAGGAAGUCUCACCAGCGCAACAACAGCCCUCAGCCUCCAGGGGACAACGAGCACGGGGCGAGCGGCGAUGACAGCAGCGCCGGGAGGCUUAGCCGCAGGCUGUCCCGUCUGGGCAGCAGACAUUCGUCCAGGGAACCUCCAAGACCUCCGGUUCAGCCGGAAAGGCCUCCUCCUCCACCUGUCCAGCAAGAUGAGAGGAUUCCACCACCAGCCCUCGUCCUGCCUUCAGCUCCGCCUCCAGCACCGGCUCCUUUCCCGCUUCCACUAGAUCGGCCGCCCAAGCGGCCCGACAAAUCCACCAAACCCAAGCUCCCGCCUCGGCCGCUCUCCAAGGUGUUCAGUAGUUACGAACACGGAUCGAAUGUGUUGCAGGGCUUCGAUAUUUUCCGAGGAGAUGAGACUCUGUGUGACGUCGUCCUGGUUCCUGGAGACGGCACCGAAGCUUUCCCAGUUCACAGAGUCAUCAUGGCUUCCUGCAGUGAUUAUUUUAAGGCAAUGUUCACAGGAGGCAUGAGAGAGCAGGAGAUGAGAGAGAUCAAGCUGCAUGGGGUCACCAAGGCGGGCUUAAAGAACAUCAUAGAGUUCAUUUACACAUCCAAAGUCAUCCUCGACAUGGGCAACCUCCAGGACACCCUGGAGGCUGCAAACUUCUUGCAGGUCAUGCCUGUUCUGAGCUUCUGCAACGAGCUUCUGAGCAGCGAGAUUACAAUCGAUAACUGUGUGGAAGUGGAGCGGAUUGCCACAGAUCUGCUCCUUGAGGAUGUUCUGGUGAAUAUUGGGAAGUUUGUGGGGCAGAACCUGACUCCGCUGGUGGACUCCGGCCGCUACUUGCAGCUCUCAGAGACCAGCAUCGCCAAUGCUCUGGCCAGCAACUCGCUGGGCGGUUUCUCAGAGCUGGAGCUCUACCACAUCGCCAAGGGGUGGCUGGAGCACGACCCUCCCUCGCGUCACUCCUCCGUCUACGCCCUUAUGCGCCACAUACGCUUCCCGCUAAUGAGCCCCAGUGAACUCAUUCAGAUCUCUCAGGACGAGGAGGAGGAGAGCGACUCCAUGAUGCGCUCUGACACCGCCUGCGUGAACCUGCUGCUGGAGGCCAGCAACUACCAGAUGAUGCCUUACAUGCAGCCGGCGCUGCAAACCGAGAGGACACAGAUUCGAUCGGACUCCACCCACAUCCUGGCGCUGGGCGGCGUGAUGCGGCAGCAGCUGGUGGUGAGCCGGGAGCUGAGGCUCUACGACGAGAACACUGGCCAUUGGAGGGCUCUGAGGCCCAUGGAGGUGCCACGUUAUCAACACGGCGUGGCUCUUCUGGGAGGCUUUCUCUUUAUUGUUGGAGGUCAGAGCACAUACGACACAAAGGGCAAGACUGCCAUAGACAGCGCCUAUCGCUACGACCCGCGCUUCGACAAAUGGCUUCAGAUUGCCUCUCUCAACGAGAAAAGGACCUUUUUCCACCUCAGCRCUCUGAAGGGGAAGCUGUUUGCCGUUGGAGGAAGGAACGCCUCUGGGGAAAUCGACACCGUGGAGUGCUACAACCUGAAGAAAAACGAGUGGACCUUUGUGACCAACAUGAUGGAACCUCAUUAUGGGCAUGCUGGGACCGUUCACGGGGGCCUCAUGUACAUCUCAGGUGGCAUCACCCGCGACACCUUCCAGAAGGAGCUGUGGUGCUACGACCCGGUCGCCGACUCGUGGAGCCGCCGGGCCGACAUGAUGGAGCUCCGCGGCCUACACUGCAUGUGCACGGUGGGGGACCGGCUCUACGUGAUGGGUGGCAACCACUUCCGGGGCAGCAGCGACUACGACGACGUGCUGGGCUGCGAGUACUACAGCCCGGACACGGACCAGUGGACGGUGGUGGCGCCGAUGCCCCGUGGCCAGAGCGACGUCGGCGUCACGGUCUUCAACGGCCAGAUCUACGUGGUCGGGGGUUACUCCUGGAACAGCAGGUGCAUGGUGGACAUCGUCCAGCGCUACGACCCGGAGCAGGACGCGUGGGACCGAGUAUUCAACGUGCUGGAGCCCCUGGGAGGGAUCCGGGCCUGCACGAUGACCGUUUACGUGCCGGAGGGGUCGGUGGACGAGGCCGAGAUACAAGAUUGCCCGUUACCCACGGCUAAGAACUGCUAGCCACAUGCAUCAGGCUGCUUUUGGGGGGUUUCCAGCUUACGCCAAAACAGGAAGCAGUGUGGGUUGUGACACAAUGGUUUCAUGUGCAAACAAAAGCUAGCGAGUGCAGCUUGACACACAUGUCGUAUUUCAGUUAUUUUCUGUCCUUCCCACAACCUGUUAGCCACGUAGCAUCUGCUUGUGUUCUCUCUGAAGACUCUGAAUAAAAACAUGGAGCUGCCUCGCCAGACACUGAAGACCUCUGCUUUGCAGGUGAACCUUCAGUCGAACCGAUUCAUCUAUUUCCCGGCACAAAGUCGUCAGAUUAAAGAUUAAUAAAUCGAGCGAGAGCUGUCUUUGUGGAAUGCGGCUCUGUUUUUCUCUCCAAGACCAGCAGCUCGAAGGACUGUACAGAUUUGCCAGACUUAAAAUAGAGAUUAUUGUGUGUGUGUUGUGUGCGUGUGUGCGUGUGUGCGUGCGUGCGUGCUGAAAGAAAAAAAAAGCCACAGAGAGGUUUACUUGUGUUUUUUUGAGUGGAACGUUUGUAGCUCAGUCAUGAGACAUCAGUCCCUGCCAUGGCUACAAAUACCACACAUCGUUAUCAUGUCGUAGCGUUGGAACUUCCUGUCCCCUCAUUAAUUAGGCCUGUGUGCAAAAUCCCUGCUUUCACACUUUGGACCUGUUGAACCGUCAGCUUUUGGCAAGCAAUGUUCAGCUAAGAAUGUGAGAAAAUCCGGACUUGCCGUUGCUUGAUGUGAACAUGAGGAGACGCGAACAAAGGCCUCAGCUGCCCUGCUGCAUUAAUCCCACUAGAUUACGCUCAGGGAGGGAAAGAGUCUUUCUAUUUACUAUCAACGGCGACAAGAGUUGAACUUAACAACGUGUGUUGACACGAGAUCGUCCUUAUCUAAAACCACGCUAACACACACGCACACACACUGACACUCCUGGCUGUCUGACGAUUUAACUACCCUUGAAUCUUUGUCCUUCACUUCCAGAUAAGACAGCAGACAGCUGUGAUUAUGGCUGCUAUGCCAAGGCCUUUUAGCUGCAAUGUUGAAAACCAGACUUCUACCUUGGAGCUGAAAAUCAAAAAAAAAAAAAGGAAUGGAAAAAGAAAAAGAGCUUGAUUGCCAUGGCAGAAGAAAUGGCCAAGGCUAAUUUGAUGGAGAGAGAGAAAGKAAGGAAGGAAAGAGUGAAAGAAGGACAGAAAGAAAGAAUGAAAGAGGAAAGAAAGAAGG